This is a messenger RNA of Oryzias latipes (Japanese medaka), 1346 nucleotides long. Lineage: Eukaryota; Metazoa; Chordata; Actinopteri; Beloniformes; Adrianichthyidae. The record is from RefSeq and is a predicted model, not a curated record.
GCUGGUCACGUGAUUCGUUGACGUAAGGAAGAAACCGCGAUAUUUCAGUAUCAACAAGCGCUCGCUGUCUGGCUGUUUCGGAUUUUACGUUUUCUGUUGUAAUUUCCCCCCCCAGAAUUCCCUUGUCGUGACUCGAGUUUUGUCCUGAAACGAGGCUUACUGCGGUUAAACUAAGCCGCUCUGUUACCGGAAGUGGGUCACGGCUCUUCCUUUUGGGUUCCAAAGCAGUUCUGUUCUGUUCGGGCCCACGUUAACGGUCUAACGGACGAUGGUUCUGGUGAGAAACCUCCGUCCUCCUACCGAGGGAGUGCGCCACGAGGAAGCCAACACCACUGCGGUGCUGAGCGGGCAGCAGCUCGGCUGUGGCACGUUGUACGUCGCCGAAACGCGCCUGUCGUGGUUCGACGGCUCAGGGAUGGGCUUCUCCCUGGAAUACCCCUCCAUCAGUCUGCACGCCAUCUCCAGGGAUGUCAGCGCCUACCCCGAGGAGCAUCUCUACGUCAUGGUCAACGGAAAACUAGGCGGUGAGGGUGAAGCUGAGAUGACAGAGAAAGCAGCAGAAGAAGAAGAUGAUGAUGGUAGUGACAGCAGCAACGGUGACGAAGAGGAAGUGAUCACAGAAAUUCGAUUUGUUCCCAGAGACAAAGCUUCAUUGGAGUCCAUGUUCUCAGCCAUGUGCGAGUGCCAGGCGUUACAUCCAGACCCCGACGACGAAGACUCAGACAACGACUUCGAAGGAGAGGAGUACAAUGUGGAGGAAGCUGAAGCAGAGUACGGCCACGCGGACGUCCCCACCUUCUACACCUGCGACGAGGGCCUGUCCUCGCUGACGCAGGAGGGCCAGGCCACGCUGGAGAGGCUGGAGGGCAUGCUGGCUCAGUCUGUGGCUCAGCAGUACCACAUGGCCGGCGUGAGAACGGAAGAAACCAAGGCGGAAUUUGAAGACGGGAUGGAGGUGGAUGCUGCCGUGGCGGAGGCCGGUCAGUUUGAGGAUGCAGACGUGGAGCACUAGUCUCUUCCUCGUGGGUUUGGCCCUGCACUUCCUGAAGGCUCUCAUCUGCACUUCCCAUCAUGCUCUGCUCUCUAAACAGAGCAUUAGCAGCUUCAUUUGUGGCGUUUAGGCCGAGUAAACGCAGCACGUUGCUGACACAGUACAACUAUGCGGUCUAGUAACGGAGACGGAGGAAAGACGUGCAGAAAGCCUUUGUUUCUGUUUUGUACCUAACGAUCAUUUCACUGAUUUUCCUGUUUGGAAUCCAUCGUCUUUGUUAGCAGUUAUCAAUAAAUACUACGUUUUUGUAUGUCUUUGGAUUUCAUGCUUUAAAACAAGAGAAAAACUUCAUUUA